Messenger RNA from Prorocentrum cordatum, 1009 nucleotides. The record is from the annotation of a GenBank genome assembly. NCBI's taxonomy places the organism in Eukaryota, Dinophyceae, Prorocentrales, Prorocentraceae.
GCGGGUGUUUGUGUGAAUGCUAUCGUGGCGUAGUUUAUGCUCGUGCCGGCGUUUCUUCUUCCGCAUACGGGUCCUGGUGUUCCCGGGCUCCGUCAUCUUUUGGCGCCGCAGUGCCGAGGCGUCCUAUCGGGUGGAGAUGUCGAAGCAGUUUGCGCUGCACGCCCGGCGUCUGCAGCUGUUCGUCCAGGUCGCCCACAGCACAGGCGCCGCUCCCGCCGGGAUCUCCGUCGAGGAGCUGCUGGUCAGCUGCGUGGUCCUCAGGCGGCUGGCCUGCAACUUCCGCACGCAGGAGCGCGACCAGUCCCGGCCCGGGCAGGCGCGGGUGAAGUUGCUGGUCCUGGCGGUCGACGCGUGGCUCGACGCCGCCGCGGUCCGCCUGGGCGCCGCGGGCCCCACCGCGCCGCUGACCGACUGGCUGCGCAGGGCCCGCGGCCCGCUCCCGGUGCUCGCCGCCAUGGCCGAGGUGCGGCUGGCCGAGGAGACGCUCGCCAGCGCCCAGGGCUGCGGCGAGAGGCUGGAGCAGCUCACGUCCAUCUUCGAGGACCUCCAGACGCCUGGGGGGGGCUGCUUCGACUCCGCAGACCGGCUGCUGCGGGAGCCGCCCGUCGGCUCCCUGAAUCAGCUGAGGGCCCAGCUGCUGCUCAGCCACGCGGGCCGCCGCUGCCGGCUGCGCACGGCCUCGGGGCGCCGGGUGGACGGCAUCUUCGUGCCGUGCGCGCACGGCAAGGACGCGAGGCCCCCGGCCUCCGCUCCGUGCAGCCCGGGCCCCGCCAGCAGCAGGGAGGACGAGCCGCUCAAGGGCUAUGCCCGGAACGGCCUCCGCGGAGAGACUUCCAGCCCGGUCGUCGUGUGGUGCAACCCGAACGCGGGUUAUUACGAGACCAUGGCGUUCGAGAGCAGCUGGUUGGAUUUCUAUUUGGCGCAAGGCUGCAGCGUCUUCCUCUUCAACUACAGCGGCUUCGGCAGGUCCGAGGGCCGGCCGACCCCCAAGUCCCUCAUCGCCGACGGC